Messenger RNA from Aphanomyces invadans, 1481 nucleotides. RefSeq lists its product as hypothetical. The record is from RefSeq and is a predicted model, not a curated record. Gene Ontology annotation, cellular component: cytosol. Gene Ontology annotation, molecular function: ATP binding; ATP-dependent protein folding chaperone. NCBI's taxonomy places the organism in Eukaryota, Oomycota, Saprolegniomycetes, Saprolegniales, Verrucalvaceae. The transcript has 5 exons. Bases 16 to 1359 code for a protein of 447 amino acids.
AUUGAGUUGACGACGAUGUGGCAAGGCACGGCAGCACGCAGUGCGAUGCGCCUGACUGGAAGGGCAAGUGCCAUGGCGGCAACGUCCUCUAUCCUUGGGCGAGGCUCACAUGUUGGAUCUAUGACUGCCGGCUUCCAUGCGUCUGCUCCACGGGAGCGCCUUCCACUUGUGGUUGCAGUCGUCGGCGUCGGGUUGGCCAUCACGACGCGGUAUGUGAUUCGCGCACAAGAACGCGUCAAGCAAUACCGAGAAGCUGCAGCGGCACCCCGCGAUCAGCCGACAAGCGUGAUGGUCGGCUUGGACAUUGGUUCCAUCAACGCACGUGCGUGUGGCAUUGAUUUGGAGACGAAUCCACGUAAAAUCGUGAUCGAGUCUGACCGCAUGGCUGUGCAAGUCCGCAAUGGCGAACUCGUUGUCGGCAGUCUCGUCGCCAAGAACGCGGUGCCAAACCUGCGCUCGACCCUGCUCCACGACGCUUCGACGAGCGUCCUAGACAUGGGCGAUGCCAAAGUGUCUGUCGAUACAGUCCUGGAAACUCUCCUCGAAUCACUUCACGGUCGCGUGCGCAGCUCCCUCGAAAAGCACCACAAUGACAUGGACGAUUUGUUACCUUGCGUGUGCGCUGUGCCAUCUCAAUACGAUGGCCCACCGCUCGAGCGGCUCCGGGCCAUUCUUCAACAUGCUGGCUACCGCGUCGUAGACUUCAUCCCAGAUGCGGUCGCGGCGGUCCUGGCGCUGCCCAAAGGGACAAAACCCGUGAAGCACGUGGCUGUAUUUGACAUGGGCGGGACAGAGACGUCCUGUUCGAUCUUGCUCUGCGAUCCAGACAUGACAUCGCCCAAGAUCUUGAGCACAAAAACGACCACGGCAUGCAGUGGCGACGCUGUCAGCGCCAGCAUUGUCGAGCAUUUGAAUGCUUCGUUCAUGAAGAAGCACGGGAUCGACCUCCGCAUGGACUCGCUCGCGAUGGAGCGCCUUGCCCAGGCUGCCGAUGCGGCCAAGCACGAAUUGAGCAGUGCGCAGCUUAGUCAAGUGCAUCUGCCGUUCAUCACGGCCGACGCGACCGGUGCCAAGCACCUCGACCUCACCGUGACUGCGUCGUCUCUCCGUCGGCUCAUGGAGACCCCUCUGCAGCACGCCGCGACGCUGUGCCGAGAAGUGCUCCACGAUGCUAAGCUGGAUGCUGUCGACGCUGUCGUGGUAGUAGGGGGCGGGGGCAAGUCGCCACUAGUCCAAUCUUGUGUUGGUCAAGCCCUGGACAACCAAACUCUACUCCGUGUCGACAAUGCAGACGAAGUGGUGGCGCGGGGCGCGGCCGCCCGCGGUGUCGCCUUGGCCGAUUUGACGAAUUCCCGAUAAUCCAACACACUCCACCGCACGCACAGCCAACGGAGCAGUCUUGGCGGGGCGAAGAGUGGAGCCACAUGACAUCAUCGAGAGUUCUCGCAUUGUUGGACGGUUUGCCCUGUCUUGAAAGCCCU